This is a messenger RNA of Vidua chalybeata, 3530 nucleotides long. It is a transcript of the gene EXOC8, whose product is annotated as exocyst complex component 8. The coding region runs from base 172 to 2292 and encodes 706 amino acids. NCBI's taxonomy places the organism in Eukaryota, Metazoa, Chordata, Aves, Passeriformes, Viduidae. The record is from RefSeq and is a predicted model, not a curated record. Gene Ontology annotation, cellular component: exocyst. Gene Ontology annotation, biological process: Golgi to plasma membrane transport; exocytosis; intracellular protein localization. The transcript has 2 exons.
CUUCCCUUCCCUCCCCUUCCCUCCCCUUUCCUCCGCUCCGCUCCGCCCUGCGCGGCCCCAUCGCGUCACCGCAGGCAGUCUCUCCUGCCGCCGAGCCGCAGGGCGCAGGCGCGGCGCCGUGUGGUGUCGCCGGGGCGGGUACCAGGCGGCGGCGGCGGCUGCGGCGCGGACAUGGCGCUGUCACUGGGCGAGAGCGGUGGCGGGAGCCGGCUGCGGCGGCAGCUGGAGUCGGGCGGCUUCGCGGCGGGGGAGUACGUGAAGCAACUGUCGCAGCAGUCGGACGGGGACCGGGACCUGCAGGAGCAUCGGCAGCGCAUCCAGGCGCUGAGCGAGGAGACGGCGCAGAGCCUGAAGCGCAAUGUCUACCAAAACUACCGGCAGUUCAUCGAGACGGCGCGGGAGAUCAGCUACCUGGAGAGCGAGAUGUACCAGCUCAGCCACAUCCUCACCGAGCAGAAGGGCAUCAUGGAGGCCGUCACCCAGGCCCUGCUCUUCCAGGCCGACCGCGACGACCCCGCGCUGGGCGCCCGCCGCGCCGCCGCCGCCGACCCCUUCCUGCCGCUGUCGGCCAAGGAUGCGGCGAUCAGCGAGGAGGGGCGGCAGCGCACUCUCACCACCCUCCUGGAGAAGGUGGAGGGCUGCCGCGAUCUCCUGCCCGAGAGCCCUGGCAAGUACCUGGUCUACAACGGGGACCUGGUGGAGUACGACGCCGACCACAUGGCGCAGAUCCAGCGGGUGCACGCCUUCCUCAUGAACGACUGCCUGCUCGUGGCCACCGCCCUGCCCAACCGCCGCGGCGCCUACCGCUACGACGCCCUGUACCCCCUCGACGGGCUGGCCGUGGUCAAUGUCAAGGACAACCCGCCUAUGAAGGACAUGUUCAAACUGCUCAUGUUCCCCGAGAGCCGCAUCUUCCAGGCUGAGAACGCCAAGAUCAAGAAGGAGUGGCUGGAGGUGCUGGAGGAGACCAAGCGCAACCGUGCCCUCAGCGAGAAGCGGCGCCUGGAGCAGGAGGCCCUGCCCCGGCCCGCCUCCACGCCCCCCGAAUCCACCAACCCCUUCGACGAGGAGGAGGAGGAUGAGCCCCCCGCUGAGGAGGAGGUUGUUGACAUCUCACUUGAGUGGAUCCAGGAGCUGCCCGAGGACCUGGACGUCUGCAUUGCUCAGCGGGACUUCGAGGGGGCGGUGGACCUCUUGGAUAAACUGAACGAGUACCUGGCGGACAAGCCUGUGAGCCAGCCCGUGAAGGAGCUGCGGGCCAAGGUGGAUGAGCGCGUCCGGCAGCUCACAGAUGUGCUGGUGUUCGAGCUGUCUCCAGACCGCUCUCUGCGAGGAGGGCCGCGGGCCACCCGCCGAGCCGUGUCCCAGCUCAUUCGCCUGGGCCAGUCCACCAAGGCCUGCGAGCUGUUCCUGAAGAACCGGGCAGCCGCGGUGCAGACGGCCAUCCGGCAGCUGCGCAUCGAGGGCGCCACGCUGCUCUACAUCCACAAGCUCUGCCAUGUCUUCUUCACCAGCCUCCUGGAGACGGCCAGGGAGUUUGAGACGGACUUCACCGGCAACAACGGCUGCUACUCGGCCUUUGUUGUCUGGGCCCGCUCGUCCAUGAGGAUAUUUGUAGAUGCCUUCAGUAAGCAAGUAUUUGAUAGCAAAGAGAGUUUGUCAACUGCGGCAGAGUGUGUCAAGGUGGCUAAAGAGCACUGCAAGCAGCUGAGCGAGAUUGGACUGGAUCUCACCUUCAUUAUUCAUGCCCUCCUGGUAAAGGAUAUCAAAGGUGCUUUGCAGAGCUACAAGGAUAUCAUCAUCGAGGCCACCAAGCACCGCAACUCUGAGGAGAUGUGGAGAAAGAUGAACCUGAUGACUCCAGAGGCACUGGGGAAGCUCAAGGAGGAGAUGAGGAGCUGUGGGGUGGGCAAUUUUGACCAAUACACGGGUGAUGACUGCUGGGUCAACCUCAGUUACACUGUAGUAGCUUUCACUAAGCAGACUAUGGCCUUCUUGGAGGAAGCGUUAAAGCUUUACUUUCCAGAGCUGCAUAUGGUUCUCCUGGAGAGUCUCGUGGAAAUCAUCCUGGUGGCUGUCCAGCAUGUCGAUUACAGUUUACGGUGUGAACAGGAGCCAGAGAAAAAAGCAUUCAUUAGGCAGAAUGCCUCUUUCCUCUAUGAAACUGUCCUUCCUGUUGUGGAAAAAAGGUUUGAGGAAGGAGUUGGAAAGCCAGCCAAGCAGCUACAGGAUCUGAGAAAUGCCUCAAGAUUGAUGCGUGUAAAUCCGGAAAGUACCACCUCUGUGGUGUGAAGUGAACCUAACUGUUCCUCGGAACAAGGUGGCAGCACUUACUGAAGAUGUUGUACAUUGAGCAGAUGAACUGAACAGGGGUUUUUUGAGUCCCUGAAAGAUGCAGAACUCUUAUCUGCUGCAUUCCAGAAGCUGAAGACUUUGAAUCAGUGCCUGCAAGCAUGCACUGCUUUACUUGGUGGAUGGGGUGUAGGGAAGUGAGAAGGUGGAGGUCACAUGUCCUUUGAUAGCAUAUCCUGUAUGAAGGGCUUGUGUGACUUGGGAAAUAACUGUAAUACACAAAUUUUGGCCAAUUGUUUGUGAAAGUCUUACAUACAUAUACAGCAGAUGGCAGGAAAAGAUCAAUUCUCAUCAUGUCACUGUAGCAGUUCUUUUUUAAGGCAGUGUUCUGGUAGGAGGGGAAGUGCUGAAGCAUUCCUAGGGUGUGGUAUUUCAGUAAGGCACAUCCACCAUCCACAUGUGACUCAGCACUGCAGAUAAAUGACAUGGAUUUGCACAGUGUGAUUUUUGUGGUAGCAAUGCAGUCUUUUCUUUAACAUUGAAAUUAUCUUCAUCCAUUUCAGAGGCAGAUUGGAAUAAAAAUAUUUUUAAUACAGGUUCUGGUGUUUGUGUGAAGGGGCUUCUUCUGUUAAAUAAGCUGGCCUGUCAGCCUAAGUUAUAGUUGUCUGAAAACAAACCUGCUGUCAACCAUUUGUUCACUUCAAGAGAAGUGAGAAUAAAUUGCUUCCCUUUCUCUUUGUGUUCCUCUUCCAUGUUUUCUCAUGGAUCUAAUUGGGGUCACAUCCAUUUAAUGAAGUGUGCACUGUUGCUUGAGGAGCUGUCACAAAUGCAUUAUGAGCUGUUGUCUCCUGGUUGGAACCAUAGUGAAGAGGCAUAAAUGCUCUUGACACAUGCAGGGCACGGAGAGGGACUGAAGGGACUGUUUCAUUUGGAAGAAAUGGAAAGCUAGUUUUGCUGUACAGAACAGAAACAGCACCUAGUGAAGAGACUCAGAGGCUUUUUGUACGAGAUGUGAACUUUGAAAUAUACACUGUCUCCUGCAAGAACUAGCAUCAUUUUCUGUAAUACAGCAGUAAGCCAGAAAAAUACGUUUUUUGCAGAAAUCACAAGGAUUUGGUUGGCAAUUUUAAUGUUGAUGAGGAAAGUUUAUACAAAUGCUCUUAUGUUUGGAUUGAAUGUGAUGGCUGUCUCAUGCAGUGUAUGUCUCUGAAAAUAAAAUAAACCAAGUCUUGUGUCAA